This is a messenger RNA of Orbicella faveolata, 3575 nucleotides long. RefSeq lists its product as uncharacterized. NCBI's taxonomy places the organism in Eukaryota, Metazoa, Cnidaria, Anthozoa, Scleractinia, Merulinidae. The record is from RefSeq and is a predicted model, not a curated record.
CCGUGAGCGGGCAAGAUGAAUCAAAUCCUGUAAAUCAUUGCGAAAUAAGUAGCUAAAAGUUUUUGGUUAGGAGAGGGUAACGACUUUGUCAUUUUCACUGUCAGUUCGCGUGAUACUUCGCACGUACGUAGUUUGAUACGUGACUGUCUGGACGCAUCUUUCGUCACGAAACCAAAGCAUUUUUUUUCUUUUAUGAGUAACAUAGAAAACCUGUAAACUAUUGAGAAAUGAGAAGUAAGCAGCUAAGGGUUUCUUUGGAAGGAAGAGGGUAACGACUUAGGUAAGGUACGUUCUCCAGCUCCACUGUCUUUAAAAUAUGUAACAACUCGCGUGAUGUUUCGAUCGCACGUGUGUGGCUGCAUGCGUGACGGUAUGGACGCCUCUUACGUCAUGAAACUGUCACAGCAUGUAAAAGCCGUUGCAGUGUGCGUCAUUACAGUCCAGGAAAAUAAAACCAUUCAUGCUGUUACUCGACAUUUUUGAUAUCGUCACUCGCUGAGCACAUCUGGUUGGAACAAAGACCUUUCAACAGAAAUCAAGCGUCAACAUGGCAUCAAAUCUCCUCUUUUGGUUUGUACUAAUUAGCACAUGGCUCGUAUUUACAAGUUCUUGGAGUUUAUGCCCGAGGAUUUUUUUCCAAAACAUCAACGAAAAAACUACGCCGUACAAAAUGAUCGAAGGGGUCUAUACAAGAACGAAGGACUUCUACAAUAACUUUCCUGUGUAUCAAAGAGAGAACGUUCAUAACCUGGGACUCUAUUACUAUCCGGACAAGAAUGGUGACAAACUUUUAACUUUUGGAAACGAUCGCGGUGAUGGUUUCUUUCACCAUUAUGGCCUGGCUGCUAGACUUAACAGGGAUCCCACGUCAUGGCUGCUUUCUUCCUUAGACAAGAAUAAUGUAUUUGGUGGACUUGUCGAGGAAUGGAUAUACUACAACCUUCGCAAUAAAACAAAUUACGUUGUGCCUGUAGAUGCUUCCUCUCCUGUGAUCAAAGCUGUGUGUGUGGACAAGGACUUCAGAGAAUGUAACUCGGACAGAGUCUACUUGAACCAGCGCCUCCACGAUACAAGUGGGACCAUUUGGAAUGAUCCCACAACAGACUAUUUCUAUCGCAUGGAGGGCUCGUUUCGCGAUCUUCGUCCUAUCUAUAAGCACAGCGCUAUACCGUCGUUUUACCUGCUGUAUGUGGACGGCUACUGGGUAGUGACUAGCUCGUAUAGACGGGCAAACUCUGAAAACGCCAUGCUGAGAGUUAAAGAUUUCGCACUGAGGCCUGAAUACAUCACGAAGACUUGGUGGCAAUGGUCGCAUGGAUGGCGUGACAUGCGUAGUCUCAGAGUUUUGUGUCGGGGCGUGACUUCGAUGGCUAACAUCUGUCCGUCAAAGCCAUGUGGUAGCAAUAGCACUUGCGUUUACACUUCCGGUAACGAAACGCUCUGUCUCUGCCGUUCCGGAUACACAGGAGUUAAAUGCUCGGUCAACAAACAGUGCCCAGCUCGAUAUCAAAAACCUGAUACGGAGCUCAACUUUGAAAACCUGGGAAAUCGCCCCGGGGAUCUUGGCAUGACUUUCUGCAGUGAGUCGUAUCCAUCUUUGAGGUAUUACCUCUGUGUGGAUGGCAUUUACACUUCACACUGGAGAGGACAAGGAUCAUCGAUCUGUACAAGAAAGGAACCGAGUAUCACUGUUACCGCACCUUCACAACUUGUGUUUUUAUUUCUGCAAACUACAGGCACGCCCCAGGCUAUGCCUAACUUCAAGGACUACCUUUUUGUAUUCCCACUCGCCAUCGUUCUGCAAGUUUUUCUCCCGGUCGCUUUCAUAAUCUUUGCUGUCUGCAAGAGGAGGAGCCAGGAAAUCAGAGAUUACCGCGCGAGGGUGGAACAUCACCGUCAGGUUGGCCAUGAGCUGGGCAGACUGCCGAGAGUUACUGCAACAGGCGGUCAAGGGGGGCCCAACCAAGGCGAUCAACAGUCACAGCAGGCCGGUCAGGAAUACCUCGGCCUCCACAGAUCCAAAGAUGUCAAUGUAAGCCGGAUUAUUUCCAUGGACAUGUACUUCUCAUUCUACCUAUGGCUUGUCUUCCUCAUCGGUUGCGAUGCGUCGCACUGCACCAUGUACGGUGAGGUCUUCAACAUGUUGAGAAUCAUGGCUAUUGUGAUGCUUUGUGUCUCUCCUGCGUUCGUCCUGCUAGAGAGUUUCUUCUGCCAUGAACUGGACUACCUCAAAAACAUCAUAGAAGACGAAUCCGCUUCAGAGUACAUAGAAAGAAUGCGCGAAGUGCCACCGAAAAUUGACAUUGUCGUCGAGUGCUUUCAUUUCGAAACAGACACGCGAAUUGUGCACUACAGAGACGCCAGUGGAAACAGACAUUCCCGCACGGAGCCCUUGUACCUCGACAGGAAAAUAGUGACCUUUGUGGACCAUGAAGAGUUCUCUUUUGGUUCAUGGAUUGACGUUUCCAGGAGGGAAAUAUCUGCACUGACAGACGCAACUCUAACCCGGUUCGAGAUCGACUCGAGUAUUCAAUUCGGCGACCAGGAAACCGCGAACGCUUACAACUGGCAAGUAGCAGAAAUGGUGCGGCGAAAUCUUCAUCGAGACGUCUUAAUAGACCAUGUACAGCACUCGACGAAAGAAAUUCCAGGGUUAAAGAAGCGCGUCUCCGCGUUCAAAGACUUGACGGUGAAGCCGUUCUGGAUGCGCCCGCUGUUCUUCUGGAUUGCCACCCUGUUGGGCAUGACUUGGCCCUACCGUUGGCUAUUCAGGGCCAAGACAGCCAAGAAACUGUUCGUCUUAAAGAAAAUGGUGUACAAAAGCACAACGCCAUCAAGGGACGUGGAUCUCCACGCAGCUGGUGAAACAUCGUCUGUCGUGAAUUCCAGAGGUACAGACAACACUUGCACAGAUUACACAAUGUCGGUGAUAAAAAAUAUUUUUGGCGCUGCUAACUCACUUCACAACCAAAAUGCCGCAGCCUUGUCAGGCUUGUCUCUUCCUUUUCCAGCGGAACUACACCCGAAUGUGCCUCUGUCAUCGAUUUUUGCGAUGAUGAAUAACCCAUCCCCGGGCAGCAGUGCGCCAUAUUCACCUUUCAGUACUUAUGCCGGGCCUGUGUUUCCUCCUUAUACUGCAGCAUACGUGCCAAGGGUACCCCCGCCAUCGUACGAGGCAUCUCAGGGUAGCCUUGAUCCGGAGCCAAGCAAAGAACAAUGAAAACAGAAGACGAAAAUUUGAGACUCGGUCUUCGCGCAGUAAAGCGUUUCUGAUGACCCUAGUAACAGCUGCAAAGGAUACUUAUAAGGGAUAGGUUAAAAUUUAAAACUGUAGAGGAUAACUACAUUCAGCAAGCAAUAGAACAUCACUCGUAAGGGGUAGACCAUUUUGAGAAAUAGGUAUCCGGCUAACAUACUUGUAUCAAAAAAAAAAAUUCAUGCAUGCAACCACUAGCACUGCCGCGAAAAAAGAUUUCACGCACUUUCAGUGAGCCGAAAAAUGCAUGAUAUACGGAGGGGGAAAAAAAUUAUAUACAUACCCACAUCCCGAGUUAAAAAAUUCCUAGUCCAUGAAA